AUGAACCGCCUACUCCGUCGCUCUCGCUCCGCCGACUUCGACUCGCCGGCGGCACCUACGCGACCCUUCGCCGCGGUUCCCCUGACCGCCGCGCCCCCCGCGGCCGUCCACGCUCCUGCCGCGGCCAUCCCCAACCCCGCCGCGGUCCCCGCGGCCCGUCCAACCCGGCUCGCGCCGGACGUCAUCCGUGGCAAGGAGCCCGUCCCCGAGGCCGCUCCCUCUUCCUCGACCACUACGGCUCACGGGCUCCACCUCGCCGUGGCCCCGGCGCCACCUCCUGUGGGCUCUCUUCGCACCGCGGGCAACGUCCCCGUCCCGCCCGUCUCCCACGGCGCCAUGAUCCCGCGCCUCUCCACGCCCGAUGCCGGCUCUUCCUUCGCUCCCGCCGGCCUGCCGUCUUCGAUCGCGCAUAUCACUUCCAGUCCAAACUGGACUUAG
Aegilops tauschii subsp. strangulata is the source of this 438-nucleotide messenger RNA. The record is from RefSeq and is a predicted model, not a curated record. Lineage: Eukaryota; Viridiplantae; Streptophyta; Magnoliopsida; Poales; Poaceae.